CUCUCUGUAUUUUCUUUGAGCCCGGUCAGGAUGAGAACAGCACUGUUCAUUGUUCAUCUCCUUCCUGCGCUGACAGCAAUAGCAGAGACAACACCAGCAGGGAGCACUGACCCUGUGGUGUCUCUGAAAAAUGGCCGAAUCAGAGGAGAAUACGUUACAGUGAAAGGCACAGAGAGGAGAGUGAAGCAAUACCUGGGAAUCCCUUUUGCCCAGCCCCCGGUGGGGCCCCUCCGCUGGGCUGCUCCCCAGGAUGCACAGCCAUGGGAGGGGGAGAGAGACGGCACACAACAGCCUCCCAUGUGUAUCCAGGACCCAGAAAUAGUUGUGAAUGUUUCUAAAACCAUGUCAAUGCAAUACACCCUGUCAGAGCUUUCAGAGGACUGUCUGUAUCUGAAUGUAUACACUUCAGCUGAGGCAACAAAAGGGGACAAACUGCCGGUGAUGGUGUGGAUCCAUGGAGGAGGUCUGUCGAUGGGUGCAGCUUCUCAGUAUGAUGGCUCUCCGUUAGCUGCUUAUGAAAACAUAGUAAUGGUUAUUAUUCAGUAUCGCCUCGGCAUUCUGGGAUUCCUGAGCACUGGAGACGAGCAUGCUUGGGGCAACUGGGGUUUCUUCGAUCAGCUUGCAGCCCUGAGAUGGGUGCACGAAAAUAUCGAGGCAUUCGGCGGAGAUCCACAAGCUGUCACAGUGGCUGGAGAGUCUGCAGGAGGCAUCAGUGCUUCCAUACUGACUCUGUCACCACAAGCAGAAGGACUGUUUCAGAGGGCAAUUUUUCAAAGUGGAGUAGCAACAAUUGGGACCUACACUACAAGCCAUCCUUUGGCUUUUGCCAAGAUUGUUGCCAACCUUACUGGAUGUGACCGCAGCAGCACAGAGGAACUGGUCCAAUGUAUGAGAGGAAAAAGUAAAGAUGAGCUAGUUGAUUCAACAAAAAAGAUGAAAAUUUACCUGGGAGCCGUGGUGGAUGGUGUGUUUCUGACUGACACAGCAGAGGAGCUUCUCAAGAGGAAAGAAGUGCUGAAGGUUCCAGUGAUGAUGGGAAUAACCAACCAUGAGUUUGGAUGGAUCCUGCCUCAGAGCUUCGCCCCCCCUGGCUGGGAGAAGGGUAUGAGCAGAGAGUCUGUGCUGGCAGUGGUCAACAUGUUCAAUCCUCCUGGGGCCUCCUUUGCCAACAACCUUAUCGCUGAUGAAUACUUGAAGGAUGCUAAAACACCAGAGGAAAUCAGAGAUGCAUUCACUGAAAUCAUGGGGGACCUGCUGAUGACGCUGCCUGUUGUCAAGGUGGCUGGAUACCAUUCAGAUGCGGGUGUUCCAGUUUAUAUGUAUGAGUUUGUGUACCGUGCUGAGAUACACAAACACACCAGACCCAGCUUUGUGAAGGCAGAUCAUGCAGACGAUGUCGGCUUCAUGUUUGGUGGAUGUUUCUGGAAUGGAGAUAUAAAAAUCAUCAGUAACAUUUCCAGAGAGGAUGAAAGUCUUUGUAGGACCAUGAUGUCUUACUGGGGCGCUUUUGCCCGUACUGGCUCUCCCAAUGGUCCUGGGCUCAUCAGUUGGCCUCAGUAUGACAGGCAGAAACAGGAGUACAUGGAGCUGGGCCUGACGCAGACAGUGAGACAAAAACUGAAGGAGGACAGAGUCCAUUUUGCCACUGUCACCCUCCCUCAGAAGCUGGAACAGUUAGCAGCUGCAGCCAAACUUGGAAACUGAUCUCUGCAAGCUGUCAUGUUGUUUGUGUUGGUCCCAAGUUUGAGAGUUUAUGUCUCCACACCAAAACUAACUGGUAUAAUUACUUCCUGGACCCCUUUAUAUCUGUGUUAGAAUACAUUUACUGGGCGUCUUAUCCAAGUCUUUUGAUUCCAUGCAAGUGUCUUUUUUGACAUGUUUAUUGUGAAAUAGCGGUAAUUAAAGGUGUCACUGCAAAGAAUGAAAAUUUG
Epinephelus fuscoguttatus (brown-marbled grouper) is the source of this 1931-nucleotide messenger RNA. It is a transcript of the gene ces3, whose product is annotated as carboxylesterase 3. Lineage: Eukaryota; Metazoa; Chordata; Actinopteri; Perciformes; Serranidae. The transcript is spliced from 13 exons. The record is from RefSeq and is a predicted model, not a curated record. Bases 31 to 1704 code for a protein of 557 amino acids.